Messenger RNA from Knipowitschia caucasica, 1074 nucleotides. The record is from the annotation of a GenBank genome assembly. NCBI's taxonomy places the organism in Eukaryota, Metazoa, Chordata, Actinopteri, Gobiiformes, Gobiidae.
AUGAAGUUGGAGCAAAGGAGAGAGGAGCAGAGGAGAGAGGAGCAGAGGAGAGUGGAGCAGAGGAGAGAGGAGCAGAGGAGAGUGGAGCAGAGGAGAGAGGAGCAGAGGAGAGUGGAGCAGAGGAGAGAGGAGCAGAGUAGAGUGGAGCAGAGGAGAGUGGAGCAGAGGAGAGUGGAGCAGAGGAGAGAGGAGCAGAGGAGAGUGGAGCAGAGGAGAGUGGAGCAGAGGAGAGUGGAGCAGAGGAGAGUGGAGCAGAGGAGAGAGGAGCAGAGGAGAGUGGAGCAGAGGAGAGUGGAGCAGAGGAGAGAGGAGCAGAGGAGAGAGGAGCAGAGGAGAGUGGAGCAGAGGAGAGAGGAGCAGAGGAGAGUGGAGCAGAGGAGAGAGGAGCAGAGGAGAGUGGAGCAGAGGAGAGAGGAGCAGAGUAGAGUGGAGCAGAGGAGAGUGGAGCAGAGGAGAGUGGAGCAGAGGAGAGAGGAGCAGAGGAGAGUGGAGCAGAGGAGAGAGGAGCAGAGUAGAGAGGAGCAGAGUAGAGAGGAGCAGAGGAGAGAGGAGCAGAGGAGCAGAGGAGAGUGGAGCAGAGGAGAGUGGAGCAGAGGAGAGUGGAGCAGAGGAGAGUGGAGCAGAGGAGAGUGGAGCAGAGGAGAGUGGAGCAGAGUAGAGUGGAGCAGAGGAGAGAGGAGCAGAGGAGAGAGGAGCAGAGGAGGUGAGAGGAGCAGAGGAGAGUGGAGCAGAGGAGGUGAGAGGAGCAGAGUAGAGUGGAGCAGAGGAGAGUGGAGCAGAGGAGGUGAGAGGAGCAGAGGAGAGUGGAGCAGAGGAGGUGAGAGGAGCAGAGUAGAGUGGAGCAGAGGAGGUGAGAGGAGCAGAAGAGAGAGGAGCAGAGGAGAGAGGAGCAGAGGAGAGUGGAGCAGAGGAGAGUGGAGCAGAGGAGGUGAGAGGAGCAGAAGAGAGAGAGGAGCAGAGGAGAGAGGAGCAGAGAAGAGAGGAGCAGAGGAGAGUGGAGCAGAGGAGAGAGGAGCAGAGGAGCGAGGAGCAGUGAUGAGAGAGGAGCAGAGGAGAGAGGAGCAGAGGAGGUGA